AUGACCUACCGGUUCAUUUCCCGGCCCACGCAUUGCCUGGCGGACUGCUCGCGGCGCCAGAAGGCAUUCUCCCGCCGAGACGUGCGCACGGACGCGUACCUCGCGCUGCCCUCACUGGGCCCCACCAUCAGGCACGGGGGCGCACGCGUGUACCUUGUUUGCUGCCCGCGUAUCCCUGGCCAGUGCCCUCCCGGGAAGCUCUGCAAGACGAGUAGUGGCGGUGCACCCCGGUUCGCCGCCGCGGUGGUGGCCACUUGGCCCGCGGUGCGAACGCUGCUCGGUGCAGCGCCCGCCAAGCGGAAGGCGCGGAGGGCGCGGAAGGACGCUCCGAGACGGAUGAUGCAUCUCAGAGGCAUCGGCGGAGGAACCGAGUUGACGUGCGCAUCUUCCCAUCACUGGGGAGGUGUCACGGCGGGGGGUGACGGCGCACCUCGAAACCCGCCCCCGAAGAUGCAUUAUGCAUUUGGGACUCUCAGGCAGCGCACCGGCUGCGGCGGAGUCGACGCUGGUCGGAGGCGCGGAGGAUGUCUCCGGAUGGGGCGUAACGGCGGUUGUUCCGCCGGGCGCUGCGUAGCACGAGGCGUCGUGCCCGGACAAACCCUGGGCCAGGCCGACGUCGCGAAGCGCAUCAGCGUCCCCGACCUCGCUCGCUUGGACGAAGCGCCACCAGGGUUCGCGUCCGGGUGCGUUACUCGGGGCUUCCUCGAGCUCGGGCUCGAGCACUGGGUACAAAAAGACGAUGCCAAGUCGGACGCAGGAGCGCAGAAGGCCGCUCCCGCGACCAUCGUCGGCGCCAUCACUGCACGACAAGAAUCGAUGUCUACUUGCUGGAAGAGCGCCGGACGCAACUCGACAAGCGCGCGAGAGAAGCUGCGACUGUCCGCUCAGGCGAACAGUGGCAGAUGUAAUAUGUACGGAAUGGAGACCGCAGUACAUACGUCGUAA
Trametes versicolor FP-101664 SS1 is the source of this 945-nucleotide messenger RNA. RefSeq lists its product as uncharacterized. The transcript has 9 exons. Bases 1 to 945 code for a protein of 314 amino acids. The record is from RefSeq and is a predicted model, not a curated record. Lineage: Eukaryota; Fungi; Basidiomycota; Agaricomycetes; Polyporales; Polyporaceae.